UCACACACGGGCGGGCCUAGAGAUAUUAAGUUUCUUCAAAUAGACCUCUGAGACCUGAAAGGAACAACCAUCUCUUUCCUUUUGUGUUUCCCUUGUUAGUUCGGCUACGCCUUAAUCGGUGGAAUUACUUACUCAAUAAACUGAAGAAUAAUUUGAUCCGUCAGUUGAUUGAGAGCGAAUACAAUACAUGGAAGAAGGGGUGAAAACGGAUGAUGGUAGAGGAGAUGAUCAUGAAACCCUAAAACCACGCAUCUCUUCAUCAUUAUAUCUCACACUGAUUGCCAGCGGUGGAGGACUUGUUUAUGGUUAUUAUGUUGGAUUUAUUAUUGCCCGACUUGGUGUACUAGGUGAUCUUGAUUCAGUUCUUCAUGAAAUUAUUGGAACUGGUUUGGUUGGGGCGAUUUUGGGUGCCGCAGCUGGUGGUUGGGUAAAUGAUUGUUUGGGUAGAAAAUGCUCAAUCUUAAUUGCCGGUGCUUUGAUAUUCAUCGGUGCAGUGCUACUCGUGUUGCUCCUCUCUAUUGGUGAUAGUGGUUUGUACUCUAAUUAUUUCCUAGAAACUACUGGAAAUAUAUUUAUAGCCUUUGGGGUUGGAAUGGCUUCCACGAGUUCACCACUUUACAUAUCAGAAUCUUCUCCACCUAAACUGCGAGAUAUUCUUGUCAGCAUAAACUUUAUAUUUUACGGCGUUGGAAAACUUACCUUCUUAUAUCUUUAUGACGACAGGGAAAAUGAUGCAAUUAAGGCUGCGAAAGAAAUGUACACUUGUUGCGUAGUUGGGAAAGAGUCUGAUGCCCUCAGGUUGUUAAUUAGGAGUGGAACUACUGAUGAAGAUGAACUAAGUUUAUCUGGUAGCUGUAUCUUCUUUAAGAUACGUAGUGCGUGGAGUAAUCCUUUAGUACGUAAACAGUUUGUUGUUGGCACUUGUCUUCAAGCUGCCCAACAGUUAGUGGGGAUCAAUGCGCUCAUAUAUUGCAUCCCUAGUAUCCAUAGGAUGAUUGGCUUUGGAGCAUCGUACCCUAAAGGCGACAUCCCGUUCAUGAAGACUAGUCUUUGGGAAAGUUUUGGUUUAUUAUCCGUUCCUAGUGGCAUUUGUUGCACCUUUUGUUUGAUGGAGAGAUUUGAGAAGAGGAAGAUGUUAAGUUGGAGCAUAUAUUGCGUGUUAGCCGUUCUAUUAGGAUUAAGUUCCGUAUGUAUAAUAAUAUCACCUGAUACUGAUGAAGUCGUGAGUCAAUUCAACAGGUGUUCGAGUUACCACAUUCUGGGCCAAUCUAGUGGUGCUUGCCUGAUUCCGGAGUCAAGUGUCACAAUACAAGACUGUUAUAACGUCUUUGCACUGCCAGUUAUCUUUAUGUUUUCUAUGUUAAUGCUUUCAGGCAGCUUAGAAAUCAUUCCGUGGAUCAUGAAUUCACAAAUGUACCCGACAGAAGUUAGAGGGAUCUAUGGAGGGACAGCUGCGGCGGCUAACUGGACACUCUUCCUCAUUAUAAUUAUAUUUUAUUUUUUCGUAACUAAAACUCAGGGGCCUUUCUUCACAUGUCUACUUAUCAGUUUUCUUUGUUUCUUUGUUCAUCAAGUUGUUUGUACCAGAAAACAUAGGCUUCUUGAUAUUAACUAAAAAAAGAAAGUAGUUGAAUGAGUGUGAAAACUAUGUUACUGCAACAUCCCAACAAAGGUAUUUAUGAUCAGAUUGAUUCUCUGCAAAA
Papaver somniferum (opium poppy) is the source of this 1703-nucleotide messenger RNA. Its product is annotated as inositol transporter 4-like. The record is from RefSeq and is a predicted model, not a curated record. Gene Ontology annotation, cellular component: membrane. Gene Ontology annotation, molecular function: myo-inositol:proton symporter activity. NCBI's taxonomy places the organism in Eukaryota, Viridiplantae, Streptophyta, Magnoliopsida, Ranunculales, Papaveraceae. Gene Ontology annotation, biological process: transmembrane transport. Bases 188 to 1615 code for a protein of 475 amino acids. The transcript is spliced from 5 exons.